Messenger RNA from Darwinula stevensoni, 2248 nucleotides. The record is from the annotation of a GenBank genome assembly. Lineage: Eukaryota; Metazoa; Arthropoda; Ostracoda; Podocopida; Darwinulidae.
AUGGGACUAGCUCAGCAGCUGCUGUCCGAGUCGACAGCGAUACAACUCGAAUGCAUACCGAAUGAAGACGGAAGCGACACGAGUAGCACGAGCAAUGAAAAUGCUGGCGAGGCACAGGUUAAAGACAAGAACGGGGAGAGAGGAAAUUGGAGCGGGAAGUUGGAUUUCUUCUUUUCCUGCGUCGGAUUUGCCGUUGGGCUUGGUAGCAUCUGGAGAUUCCCGUACCUUUGUUACCGGAGCGGAGGAGGAGCAUUCUUGAUUCCCUAUUUCAUCUUCCUCGUGCUCUGUGCGUCACCCCUUUACAUGCUGGAAUUGGCCUUCGGUCAAUUCGCCAACCAGGGACCCAUCACUAUCUGGACCAUCUCUCCUCUUUUCAAAGGUCUCGGAUUCGGAAUGGUCAUGAUCUCGGGCAUAGUUUGCAUCUACUACAACGUGAUCAUCACGUACGCCAUCUACUACAUGUAUCUCACGUUCUCCGCUUCUUUGCCCUGGGCUACUUGCAGUGGGUGGUGGAAUUCCGAACAAUGCGCUUCCGGAGCCGGUAACGAAACUUAUGGACUUAUGGGGAACGUGACGUUGCCUUUCGAAGAAAGCAAGUAUGAAUCCAUUUCGUCCGCUAGUGAAUUGGCGCUGAUGCAGAGAGUCCCUGCCAGUGAAGAGUUCUGGAUGAAAUUUGUACUGCAGCUGUCUCCUGGAAUCCACGACUUGGGAGAAGUUCGAUUGGAACUCAUGAUCACUCUCGUCGUGGCUUGGAUAAUCAUUUGUGCUUGCCUUUUCAAGGGAGUCAAGACUUCCGGGAAGGUGGUGUACUUCUCGGUCACCUUUCCUUAUGUCGUUCUCAUCAUGCUCCUGGUUCGAGGACUCACGUUGCCAGGUGCUUUUGAUGGAAUCGUCUACUACCUUCAUCCCAGAUGGGAGCAACUCCGGAAUUUCAAGGUGUGGGGAGAUGCGGCGACGCAGAUCUUCUAUUCCGUGGGUCCCGCGUGGGGAGGGCUCUUGACCAUGGCCAGCUACAAUCGAUUUCAUCACGAUUUCAAUCGAGAAGCUCUCAUCGUUCCCAUCAUCAACUGCGUCAUUUCUGUCUUGGCCGGCUUCAUCGUCUUCGCCGUCAUCGGCUUCAUGGCCAAGGAAACCGGUUCUCCCAUAGAAAAGGUCGUCUCUCAAGGGCCGGGUCUAGCCUUCAUCGUAUACCCAGAGGCUGUGAGUAGAUUGCCGAUCUCUCCUCUCUGGGCAUUCCUCUUCUUCUCGAUGCUCUUCUCCGUUGGUCUGGGUUCCCAGUUCGGGUUGUUCGAAUGUGUGAUAUCGGCCGUUGUGGACGAGUUCCCACGACUGAGGCCUCACAAGAGUCUCUUCAUGUUUCUCAUGUGCUGUGUCCUCCUCCUCCUUGGCAUCCCCUGCGUCAUGCAGGGAGGGAUGUACGUUCUCACGCUGAUGGAUUGGUACAGUGUCGCCUUCUCCCUCAUGAUCAUUUCCUUCUUCGAAGCCAUCGUCAUCGCUUGGGUCUACGGUGAGGAGACAUUUCCCUUUCCACUCCAGACUGUCAAGGAAAUGGAAUUCCUACAACGAGCCGAUCGCUUCGCGGAGGAUAUGAAGCUCAUGGUCGGUCGACCUCCGUCAGCUUGGUUGAAAUUUUGCUGGAAGUUUAUCACCCCUGGCUGCAUCCUAUUCCUCCUGAUCUUCACGUUCGUGAACCACACCCCCGUGACAUAUAAUGAUUACGAAUACCCUACGUGGGCGAUCAUUCUAGGAUGGGUCAUGGCUCUCUGUUCACUUGUCCCCAUCCCCGCUGUUGCUCUCUUUCAGAUUUUCAAGGCCAAAGGAUCCCUCAAGGCUCGUUUGAUCGCGACGAUACGUCCCUCGCCGCAGUGGGGUCCCUCCUUGGCAGAGAAUCGUCUGCAUUACAAAGAGAGCAUUAAGGAGAACCCGGCUCACUUCCCACAGAUUCACGUGGCAGGACUAGAUACCUACGAAGGCACCAAGGCCUCAGAUGAGACUGAGCAGCUCAUUUUCAAUCCAAAACCGAAAUCUGCGAGUCUCUCCUGGAAAGGUGAGGAGACAGAACCCGUAUCUCCGUCCCACGUAAGGGUGCUGAGGGCUCGGAUCCGUUCUGCAGUCUGACCAACAGUUACGUAUGGGUAUGGGUGUGGGAAUGAGUUUCUUUCAUUACCUACACCAGCCCGAUGUUAUUCAACUAUUCACUAUGAACAGAUUCUUCUCCUCUGAUACUACACGUAAUUCCCUGCGUCGU